CCAAGAAUUCGAAGCCGAAGUUUUGUGGUCAAGAGGUCUAGUAAUGCGAUCUGGCGGUGGUAUUUCGAAAGAGCUAGUUAGGGGGGAGUGACCAUUCAUGUGUGUGUACGUUCGUCCGUGUGUAUGAAAAAAUAGAGGUUACAGGAUGUGUUGUAGUGAAAGAAUGUGACACACAACUAGGAGGAAAAUUCCUCCUAUGUAUGUCGUUACAAGUUGGUUUAUUAUUUCAAAUAAUUAUUUUAUCUCUGAAGAUGUGCGUGCCAAUACAAAUAUUUUGUCACAAACAUUAUGAACCUUACGUGACAUAGUUGUAAGUAAACCACAACAUUUUAAUCUUCAUUUGAGAAGAAACUGAAAUCAUGCUCACAUUACUUAGUCAAGCGCGUUUCUGGACUCUUAGGGACGAUAUUGUAAUUAAGGAUACUGAUUUUGGAGCCUUCAAGUUUUACGAAAAGAAAGACUCGACAGACUCUAUAUACCGUGAGAGCAAGAAACAAUAUGCCGAAAAGAGAGGAAUGACAUGGAAUGUCAGUAAUAGGCGACCUAAUAAACUCAGGGAUUCAGUAAAGGAAUUAGAUGAACAAUUAAUUAACCAUCGAGUGGUGUUUUGUCAGUGGCGUGAUGACUGUCUUUUACAAGUUAUGUUCAGUUCAGGCCUCCUAGCCAAUAUUUGUGUUGAUAUAUCUACUGGCGAUAUUCUUAAAGUUUCUUUUGAUAAAUAUUUAAUUGGAAAAUUAUUAUCAGAAUAUGUUGUUGAUGUGGUGUUCACAAAGACUCACAUCGUUUGUUCAUAUAAUGAUAAUCAAAUCACAUUGGUGUAUUUGAGUAAACCAUGUGUGCGACCAACGGGACCUGAGAAACUCAGUAGAUUGGAUCCACGAUUGCAUACUGUGGAAUUAGCGGGCCCAAGUGGCCGAAGAUUGGAACGGCGACUUUCUGCCAACACAAGUGGUGACACUGUGCUUGUGUGGUGGCGCUGUGGCAGAGAUGAAGUCUAUCCGUGGAGUCCUGUUGUUAGAGACCAGGACAGAGCAAAUGUGCAUGUGUAUAGCAUUAGUGGGACCCGAGCACAACUCCUCUGCUGGUAUCGUACCGACCACGACCCUAUUUGGGGAGAGGUGACAGUGGAAAGCGGACGCUACGAGGUGCGUAGGGCACGCUUGCAGCGCUCCGCUGUGGCCUCAGUGCCCUUGCAGACCCAAGUGUGCUGCCUGAGCUUUUCUCCUGCAGAGGACAAACUGUUACUAGGUUGUAUUGAUGGUUCCCUUGUGUUAUUUGAUGAAGCACGAGGAGUCACCCAUGUGGCAAAGGCUGCAUUUAUCUCCUCAUUGGUAUCCUGGCAUCCUGGAGGAGCUUUGGUCCUUGUAGCCAAUGACAGAUGUCAGAUCCAGUGUUUUGAUGCUGCCCUAGCUGCUGUUCGUCACCAGCUUGCUGGUGGCGGAGAAGAUCCUCCGCCUGGUGCCUUGCUUGACUUAGCUACGUAUUGUGGUCGUCGUCCUCCUACCCUGAGAUCUUUAACGUGGGCAAAACCCAGUCGGCGCAUACAUGCACCAGCAUCUGGCGUCUUUAGCCCAGCAGAUGGUUUGCUGCUUCUUUUGUUAGACAGGGGCCCCUUGGCAGCUCUUCGUCUGGUAGGAGGGGCUGCUGCAGGGGGUCUGGGAGUGGAGGCCCUGGUGUCCCAGUACCUCUCCUUAGAGUUGCCUGACCGAGCUCUUGCCCUGCUGCUCACCUUAAGUUGGGACUCAGCUGGGGAAUCGUGCCUCUGCAUUCUCCAGCGGAUCAUUGAACAUUUGUUGCGGGUGCCUCUUACACCUGCUACUGCAGGGCUACUGCAGUCAGCUCUGGGGUGUUUUCACAUGCCAUCACGUCCUAUGAGUCCUGCCACAGAGGUUCAGUAUUCUGAUCAAGUUCGGGAUCUCACUCGAAGGUUUUUCCACCAUUUGCUGAGAUAUCAACAAUUUGAGAAGGCAUUUCGACUAGCCAUUGACCUACAAGACAGAGACCUGUUUGUGGACUUGUAUUUCUACGCCCAGGCUGUACAUGCAGAUGCAAUGGCUAUUGCCGCACGUGAGAAAGCCCAAGAGCUUCUUAAUCCAGACGGACAGGAAAGCAGUAGUGGCAGUGAAGACUCAUGCUCCUGUUCAGAGAGCGGCAGUGCAGGCAGUGGAGAAGGCCAGCAACCCUCCCAAGAGCCUCCUCCACUUCCGAUUGCCAAACCCAGCAGCCAGCUCUCCACAGCUGAAGGCCGCCCUUCUGGAGAGAAACAGAAGGUCAAAUUCUCAGACACUGUCACCCACAUUGCUCUACCUGACUCGUGCUCUAGUGAUGCAGGUGGUAGUCCCCCUCUCAUGCUUUCAAGUGCUCCUUUGCGGUACGUCCCAGCAUUACCCAGUGCUGCUAGUCGUCGCAGCAUGGAACUGCCAGGAGCAUGGCCUCGGUCUCGAAUAGAAGAACUACCUCUCCUAGGCUCACAUGGAGCACAUUUAGUGACUCCUCAAGUGAAGAGAGCGACUGCACGUGCCUUGCCUUACACUUCAAAUGGUGCUGUGCUUCAAACUGACUUGCUCUUGAAAGGUGUCCCUCGCACCGUGCCUCAGUACAAACCUACUCCCACAGGUGGAAAUAGAACAUGUAUUUCUCAAACCCCAAAUGCAUUUCUUCCAGGAUCAAACAUUCCAGUUCACAGUGCGUGUAGUGUACAGUACACUUCUAUUCCACGUCACAGUGUUCCUCACCCAAGUGUGAGACAAACUGCUUCAGUGUGUGUGCCAUCCUACAGACAGCAAACUCCACCGCUCCCGUAUGGCAAUCCUUUGUAUGCAGGUGUGGUUAAAGAACCACUUCCACGGACAAGUCCACAUUAUUCUCGGAAUCUAGUUGUGAAUUCUGUGUACCCAAACAACAAGGAAAAUUUUCCACAAGCUUUAAGUCAUUCUUUGACAUACCAACAAUUUAUGCAAAGCAGUAGUCCAGCUACUGAACAUUCAGAUCGUGAUGGUUUGGGAAAAGGCACCCAUCUGGAUAUUCCUGUUCAGCAUGAUCAAGAAAAUGGACCUUGUAGACGCUUACAGGAUUUAAUGUUAAGAAGACAGUUGGACCUGCUCACCCCCAGCCUUGUCAUAUUCCUUGGGCACGAAGCACGAAAAGCUUCUCAUCGGAAGACCUGGCUGCCAGAGUUGGGUCUCCCCACCUCCAUUUCUCAACAGCUCACCAUAAUCCCUGCUAAUAAACCCUCCAGCAAUGACGGUGUUCAGGAAGAAGAAAGUUUGCGAACAGGCAGCAUCAAAGUUGUCCACUUUGGAGUGGUAUGACAAAUUGUCAUUUUUCUCAACCUCAUCCCAUACAUUAUCUCAUGUGAUGUACAAUACUAAUGUGAUAAAAUUGGUGAAGUAUGAUUUAUACUUCCUUGCCAACAAGAAGUUGGCAAAGUUAGCUCAAUUUAAUUAAAUUAAAAGUAUAAAUGAUUUUGAUAUCCGUCCUAUGUCAAUUAUUAUGCAGAGAAAAGUAUUCUAAGAAUACUUAACAAGAUCAUAUUUAAUCUUGUAAUGUAUAAUAUUUUUUAUUAAAAUUAUUAUUUGUGCC
Messenger RNA from Gryllus bimaculatus (two-spotted cricket), 3582 nucleotides. Lineage: Eukaryota; Metazoa; Arthropoda; Insecta; Orthoptera; Gryllidae. The record is from the annotation of a GenBank genome assembly.